This is a messenger RNA of Amorphotheca resinae ATCC 22711, 708 nucleotides long. RefSeq lists its product as hypothetical. The record is from RefSeq and is a predicted model, not a curated record. Bases 179 to 673 code for a protein of 164 amino acids. Gene Ontology annotation, biological process: mitochondrion organization. The transcript is spliced from 3 exons. Gene Ontology annotation, cellular component: nucleus; mitochondrion. NCBI's taxonomy places the organism in Eukaryota, Fungi, Ascomycota, Leotiomycetes, Helotiales, Amorphothecaceae.
CGGGAACAUAGGAACCGAGGAGAGUCCCGGGUCCAGGCUGAACUUCUUGAAUCUUCCAACAAACAACUCUCCAAACUCCAAACUCCAAACUCACUCUUCGAUCUUCAAUCUUCAAAUUCAACCCUCGAAUUUCAACUCCCAAACGCCGAUAGACUUUCCCGUCUCAAACGAAAGCAAUAUGCCUCGUCAAUCAAGAUCCGGUGGCGGAAGCCGACCCUCUCGUCCAACUGUUGCCCCUUCAAGACCUGCUCCUCAACAAACCCGUCCUGCUACCACUGCGGCAUACCCUCCCGCAAGAGCCGCCCCAGCGCCAGCUGCCCCUCCUGCUGCUGCUCCUGCUCCUGUGCAAGCGCAGCCACAAGCGUCAGCCGGUCCAGGUCUUUUCGGACAAAUGGCCAGCACAGCUGCAGGUGUUGCAGUAGGAUCAUCAAUCGGCCAUGCCAUCGGUGGCCUCUUUUCAGGCGGUUCUAGCGCACCAGUAGAGCAACCACAAGCCAACAACGCCGUUGCUACCCAGGGACAGAGUGCUGAGAACAACUGGGGCGCACGAAGCUGUGAUGCAGAUGCGAAGCAGUUCACAAAGUGCAUGGAUGACAACCAGGGCAAUAUGCAGAUCUGCGGUUGGUAUCUGGAGCAGCUGAAGGCGUGCCAGCAGGCUGCUAGCCAGUACUAGAAGUUGAAGAGGACAUUAGGUCAACUGGAAACAAC